UCUCCCUAUAAAUACCAAAGAGGACGGCCUCGUUCACGUGUCGCCCCAUAUCGAACCUUUUCCCUUUCUGCCCACAGAUAAUCGCUCUCUUUCUCUCUCAGGUCUCCGCGGUUUCGUCUUUGAUUCGCGGACAAAAGGAGUUCGCCGUGGCUAUGGAUUCCACUCGAGCAUUUGUCAAGGAUGUCAGGCGUGUUGUCAUCAAGGUUGGUACUGCUGUUGUCACUCGAGCUGAUGGGAGAUUAGCAGUUGGAAGGAUUGGAACGCUAUGUGAGCAGAUUCAAGAACUGAAUUCAAGGGGUUUUGAGGUUGUUUUGGUGACAUCAGGGGCAGUUGGUGUCGGUCGGCAACGGCUUAGAUACAGGAAACUCAUCAACAGCAGUUUUUCUGACCUUCAAAAACCCCAGAAUGAACUUGAUGGGAAAGCUUGUGCCGCUGUUGGGCAAAAUGGUCUCAUGGCUUUGUAUGAUACCCUGUUCAGCCAGCUGGAUGUGACUUCUGCACAACUUCUAGUUACUGACAAUGAUUUCAAAGAACCAGCUUUUAGGAGGCAACUCACGGAGACUGUGAACUCUUUGUUGUCUCUGAAAGUCGUUCCUAUGUUUAAUGAGAAUGAUGCAAUGAGUACCAGAAAAGCCCCUUAUGAGGACUCGUCUGGAAUAUUCUGGGAUAAUGACAGCUUAGCUGGUCUACUGGCGCUGGAGCUAAAAGCUGAUGUUCUCAUCUUGUUGAGUGAUGUAGAUGGCCUUUAUAGUGGUCCACCAAGUGAUCCACAAUCCGAACUAAUUCAUACUUACAUUAAAGAAAAAUAUGAAGGGGCGAUAACUUUUGGAGACAAGUCGAGGGUGGGAAGGGGUGGCAUGACUGCUAAAGUAAAAUCUGCAGUUUAUGCUGCUGAUGCUGGUGUCCCUGUUAUCAUAACCAGUGGUUUUGCAGUUGACAAUAUCAUACAAGUUCUAAAUGGUAAGGUAAUUGGCACUCUAUUUCACCAAGAUGCUAGUAGUUGGGUCUCGAAAAUGGAUGAUGCACGUGAAAUGGCAAUAGCAGCUAGGGAAAGUUCAAGGCGGCUACAGGCUAUGUCUUCACGAGAAAGGAGUAAAAUCUUGCUCGAUCUAGCUGAUGCUUUGGAAGCACAUGAGAAGCUGAUAGUUGCUGAAAAUGAAGCUGAUGUUGAGGAUGCGCAGCAAGCUGGAUACGAUAAAUCUUUGGUAUCUAGACUGGCCUUGAAAUCUGGUAAGAUUUCAAGUCUUUCAAAUUCUAUCCGAGUUCUUGCAAACAUGGAGGAGCCGGUUGGUCGAGUUUUGAAGAGAACAGAGCUUUCCGAAGGACUUGUGUUGGAGAAGACAUCGUCUCCCUUAGGUGUCCUCUUGGUCAUAUUUGAAUCUCGGCCUGAUGCGCUAGUUCAGAUAGCUUCAUUAGCAAUACGGAGUGGAAAUGGGCUGCUGUUAAAAGGGGGGAAGGAAGCGAGACGAUCAAAUGCAAUCCUGCACAAGGUUAUUACUUCUGCCAUUCCGAAAAGCGUUGGACCUCGGCUAAUUGGGCUGGUGACUUCCAGGGAUGAAAUCCCUGAAUUGCUCAAGUUGGAUGAUGUAAUUGACCUUGUCAUUCCAAGAGGCAGCAACAAACUUGUUACUCAAAUAAAGACUUCAACAAAGAUUCCUGUCCUUGGUCAUGCUGAUGGUAUCUGUCAUGUUUAUGUAGACAAGUCCGCGAGUAGGGAUAUGACGAAGCAGAUUGUUUUGGAUGCGAAAACAGACUAUCCCGCUGCCUGCAAUGCCAUGGAAACACUGCUUGUUCACAAGGAUUUGGUUCAGGAUGGCUGCCUAAACGAACUUAUCUCGGAGCUUCAAUCCCGAGGUGUUUCGAUAUACGGCGGACCUCGAGCUAGCUCUUCGCUAAAACUUCCGGAGGCGAAUUCAUUGCACCAUGAAUAUGGUUCUCUUGCUUGCACUGUUGAGAUUGUGGAUGGCAUAAAUGAUGCCAUCGAUCAUAUACACCAGCAUGGAAGCGGACAUACUGACUGUAUUAUAACGGAAGAUCAGGAAGCUGCGGAAGUCUUUUUACGCAACGUCGACAGUGCUGCUGUAUUUCACAAUGCCAGUACAAGGUUCAGCGAUGGUUUCCGCUUUGGACUAGGCGCAGAGGUUGGCAUAAGCACAAGUCGCAUCCACGCCCGUGGCCCUGUAGGUGUCGAAGGACUUCUUACAACCCGUUGGAUUGCAAGAGGAAGCGGUCAUGUGGUGAACGGCGACCAAGGCAUCGCGUACACUCACAAGAACUUGAGCCUCGCCGCUUGAUGCCCACACCAAGUGGCUUCCUUGCCAUUGCCUGGUAUGAUCUUAUUCACUGCGAUUUAUGCUUUUAUACUAUUAUGGAGCAGUAUAUAUAUACUCCAUUUCUGCCCUGUCCAAUUCCCAUACCUAUAUUUCGACCGCGAACAAAAAGAAUAUCCAUUGUCGACGACAAUAGGGCUGCCAUUUAAUCGUACUUUCCUAUUGCCUAAUAUCAUUAUCAGAUACAAUAUCCUUA
Molecule: messenger RNA, 2526 nt
Organism: Andrographis paniculata
Lineage: Eukaryota; Viridiplantae; Streptophyta; Magnoliopsida; Lamiales; Acanthaceae
Product: delta-1-pyrroline-5-carboxylate synthase-like
Exons: 20
Coding region: 153-2294 (713 amino acids)
Cellular component (GO): cytoplasm
Molecular function (GO): glutamate-5-semialdehyde dehydrogenase (NADP+) activity; glutamate 5-kinase activity; ATP binding
Source: RefSeq, a predicted model, not a curated record